AUGGUUUCGCCUGCGACUGCCAGCGGGUCGAACGCGGGACGACGUCCGAGCACAAGCACGAGCUCGUCGCCGUCGAUGACGGCCGUGUAUGGCUUUGACCCGGCGCCGGCCCCACCGUUAGGGAUCCUUAUGCACUGUAUCUCCGUCAGUCCCGCCGAUUGCUGGCCCUCUCCUCGGUGCUCGCAACAGUAGUUGUCAUCCUGUCACACCGUACUGAAGCUUUGUUGGUCUGUCGAAGUAGGGUACUUCUGCAGCGCAUGCUUCUGCAUCCGCUCCGUCGUCCUCAACACCGUACUCGGCGUUUCUCAAGCCCGGUAGGUCUGGGUCUAUGCUCGUGCGCCGUCCUCGCAGGCAGGCUGGCCGUGGUGUUUUUCCCGGAGUAACGGUGCUGACCCUGUGGUGUGCCUGAACCUAUCUUCAGGGCACAUGUCACACUCGUCCAUGCCCGCUCCUCUCAGCUUUUCUCCAUUGGCUUCGGCGUUUGGUGGCUCGGAGGGGAUCGCUCCGCUUGCCGGUGCGCGACCACACCUUUCGCUACCGCUCUCGCAACCACUCCCGGGACCGGCAGCGUUUUCGCUCGCGUGUGCACCGAACGGUCUGGGCCAUGUCUCCUAUCCCGCACCAGAUAGCUUCGUUGCCGCCUCCCGAGACACCGCUUUCCUGGCUCAUACUUUACAUCCUGAACCGGCUCGAGACACGAUGGCACACCAGCCCCCGUCGUCGUCGUCGUCGUCGUCGUCGUCGCUCUCGUCGAGCAUGCCUCCGGUUCACGCCUCUCGAUCCGGCUUUGACUCUCCAACAUUACCGGUACAUCAGGCGUGGAAGACCUUCGACACCGCACUCGGAGCGAUCAGGGGUGCAGCGGGGCGUAACAUCGAUUUCAGCGCGGCGGCGUACCCGAACACGACCGACCAUUCGAGACGGAACUCGGCGUCCUCGACAACCGGUGGCGCUCAGGGGUCACCCAGAUGCGCGGAAGCGGCCUCGACAUCGACGCAGACCUCACUACCGCCGAUCGACCCAUACAAGCACAAAUCCUCGCCUGUGCUAGGUGCUUUCCCGAUGUCGACCGACAGCCUCGCUUUUCCCACGGAACGCUCGUAUCCACUCAACCCAUGUUCGAGCUCCGGGCUGAACGGCCACCAGCCCCACCCAAUCCCGAACUUUGUUACGAAUGAAAGGCAGGGUGAAGUAUACAGCGCAUCUCAUAUCCAUAGAACGCACUCCGACAUGCCGCAUUCGCUCUCUCAGGGCUUCGACGCGGCGCUGCCUGCCCAUGCGCCAGCUUCGCCCACCCUCUGUCAAAAGCGCAAGCGUACCUCCAUGCUCGGCGAAGAUCUGGCACGACACCACAGGACGCGGGAGUACCCGGAAGUUGCUCUGCUCGACUCAAUGCGAUGUUCAUCCUUGACGGUAGCGUUGACCCCUCCCUCCAAAUUUCCUCUGACGACGAUCACGUGCCUACAUGCUUCGGUGGGUCAAAAAUCGUAUGGCAACGAAAAACGGUUCCUCAACCCGCCCCCCAUGGUCCGCGUCACGGGCCCACUGCACCGCCUCUCAAGCUACCCUCGACUCGUGGUCGAAGUUGUCAGUGACAACGGGAUCUACUGCUCGCGUGAACACAGCGCGAUCGAAAGCGAGGAUGGCACCACGGCCGAUCCGGACGCUCGCUACUACCUUCGGUCGUUGCACAUUGGGAAGGCGGGCAAGGCCAAGACGUUUCGUCUUGAGCUCUCGCUUCACCCUUGCGACCGACCGGCACCACCAAAGCCGCUGUUCCAAAACGGGAGUGUGCGCAAGGCUGAACCGAUGGAGACGAUGGAGACGUUGAACGAGGCGCUAGCGUCCUUUUCUUCUGCAGAAAUGCAGAUCAUCUCCAAGCCGAGCAAGAAGACGGUGCGUGCGCGCAACACGGGCUCUUGCCUGUUUGCCGAGUCGACAAUCGCCCUUUUCAAUCGCAUUAAUGCGCAGACAGUGCGCACGACCUUUGCUGUCACCGAGGAAGGCCGGUUGAGCUCUCGCGCGUAUCAGUGGACAGCGUUCAAGAUUCAUGUCACCAAGCGUGCCGAAGGUGGCGAAGAUGCGGAUCAGGACGUAGGCGAGACGUUUUUCCGUCACCAAGCUGACGGUGGUCCCGAGGCGGUCACGUACGGCAGCGAGAUCGUAUUGACGGACUUGAUGACGGGCGUCACGAGCGAACCCAUGAUCGUUCGCAAGGUCGAGAAGGGGCACGUCUUUCUUGGGGCUAGGGGUCCGGUAGCGCAAUUGCAGAAGCUGGCGCUUGCUCGCGUCAAUGACUGUGGCUAUUCGAUCUAUCUGAGCCCGUCAUCGGAUGGGAUAGACAAAGAUGGCUUGUCGCAGCAUUCGGAGUCGUACACUUACGGGACCGAGCACGAUCCGGAUGGGUACCCGAGCGACGACGACUCGGCGGGCGCGAAGAAAUUUCUCUCCUACCAGCCUCCCGUCGGCUCGCUACCAGCUGACGAUCAGGACAACCUGGGCUACCACAUCGUGACGGACUUCAUGACCUGGACGGUCGUCGGUAUCGAUUCGUUCUCGUACUCGUACUUUGACACCUCCCCCGAGGCGAACAGUCCUCUACGGUUGUCGAGUCUGAGACCCAUCACGCCUUUCCCGCUCGUUCAAUCCCGACCGGCCUUUGAUCCGCACACCCACACAUGUUCGUUUGCGGUAUCCGACUUCUUCAACAACGAAGUGGAGCGCUCGCCUAUGGAGCUUUGGCUCGGGCCCUUGGGGCCGCUUGCGACCAAAAUCAUUCAAGCUGGCGAGUUUGCUGCUCAGCCUACGCCCCUCGAGCCCGGAUUUCCAAACGUAGCCACAGGAACCAAGGCCGAGCGUACCAAAAUCCCAUCGAAUCCACUCAUCACUCGCCAAGUCAAGUCUUCUGUCAUCUCGUUCGAGCUCCCUUCCAUUGAGGCGAUCCUAGCGAUCUCGUGUUCGCCUUUGGCUGCGUCGCGCGAAUCACCUGCUACGGCCGGCACCUCUGGCACCUCUUUACUCGUCCCCAUGUCCACCCAGGCAGUCCAUCGGGACGUGCAGGCUUUGUCCGAACAAUUGCGAGCGAGAAGUGUGGGCGAAGCGGCCGAAGUGUCCAAUGCUUCGCAGACCGCAUCGCUUUCAAGGUCGGCCAUCUCUUUGCCUCUCCUCUUCAUCCGGAAAGAUGGGAUCGGCUAUCAAUCGGAACGAUCCAUUGUCCUCGAGCCCAAUCCCUACGCCGCCUCACGGGCCGACGCCUGGUCAAUCUCUUUCACGUAA
Molecule: messenger RNA, 3276 nt
Organism: Microbotryum saponariae
Lineage: Eukaryota; Fungi; Basidiomycota; Microbotryomycetes; Microbotryales; Microbotryaceae
Source: the annotation of a GenBank genome assembly